AUGAGCGCAAAGCCCCAAUUCUUUCAAUAUCCGGAAGUACGCGAAGGCCCUUCCGUCCCCUAUAAAAAUGAAGACCAAGUGAUCCCAGUCUUCCGAGGCAUGCCUCUAGCAAUUGGAGCGAGCCUGAUCCAGCACGUCGGCUUCAUCCAGGACUACUUCUGGCGCAAUGCCGGCUUCAACGUCAUCCGCGUUCUCCCUCUCGACGACUAUACCCCGCGCUACGACCCCACCGUAAUUCCGGUCCUCGACUCAUCGGCAUCAACUACGACGACGACGACCGUACCACUACCCGUCCCGACCCAGAGACGGAAAGAUCACACGGGGUACUACACCUCCGCCGACUAUGUGGCUCUAUAUCAGUCGGGGCAAUUGACGCCCUCGGCCGUGGUCGAGGCCUUGUUACCCCUGAUCCGGCGCGAUUUGGAUUCCGCAGAGGAACAAAAGGGCGGCCGCAAACACUCGGUCGCGUUUCUAGAGUCGCAGGCCGAGCGGGUUCGGGCGGCCGCGGCGGCGUCGACGCAGCGGUACAAGGCGGGCCAGCCGCUGGGGCCGAUGGAUGGAGUGCCCGUGGCCGUCAAGGACGAGGUGCACCUGGAGGGAUACCAGCGGACGCUGGGCAGCAAGAUCGACUUCAAGGGAAAGUAUCAGGGGACCUCUUGGUGCGCGAAGCAAUGGGAGGAUGCGGGGGCGAUCAUCAUCGGGAAGACGACCAUGCAUGAGCUGGGGCUAGAUACGAACAACAACAACCCCAAUUACGGGACCCCACGCAAUCCCCACAACCACGACUACUACUGCGGCGGCUCAUCUGGCGGCUCUGGCCACGCCGUCAGCGCCGGUCUGGUGCCCAUCGCCCUUGGCGCCGACGGCGGUGGGUCGAUUCGUAUCCCUUCCUCCUUCUGCGGAAUCUGGGGUUUGAAGCCCACGCACGGCCGCAUCAGCGGCACGCCGACCGUCUCGCUGGCACCGACGGUGGGCGUCUACGGCCCGAUGGCCAGCAGCCUUGACGACCUCGCUCUGGCCUACCGCAUCAUGGCAACGCCCGCUCCCGCAGCCCAGGACCCCAUCUCCGCCGCCUUCCCGCCCCCACUGUCAACUUUACCACCAUCCUCCUCACCUUCAACGAUUCAAGAAAGCCAACCCCCAAGAACAAUAGGCCUAAUCCCCGCUUGGCUCGACCGCGCCCACCCCACCGUCCGCACUUGCUUCGACCAAGCCCUCACCCAUCUCAUCACCACCGCAGACCACGAAGCCAGGGAGUUGGAAAUUCCCUACCUCCCCGAAGGCCAACGCGCCCACGUCCUGACCAUCAUGGCCGAAAUCGCGUCCGGCCUGCAACCCGCCCAAAUUAGCCACCUCUCCGCUCCCAACAAGGUCCUCGUUUCCAUGGGCAUGUACCAGAUCACCGGCCAGGAUUUCCUGGCCGCCCAACGCCUCCGCCACUGCCUCAUGGCACAUCUGGCCCACUUGUUCCAGCGACAUCCCGGGCUGAUAAUCUGCACGCCCACCACCCCGAUCCCCGGUUGGAAGAUCCACAGGCCAGAGGAUCUGACGCGCGGAUUGUCAGAUGGAGGUGCCUCGGUUCGGAAUAUGGAGUAUGUCUGGUUGGCGAAUUUCACGGGGUGUCCGGCAAUUUCGUGUCCCGUCGGGUGGGUGGAUGCUGAUGGUGGUGAUGGUGGGAAGGUCCCGGUCGGGUUGAUGGCGAUGGCGGAGUGGGGGAAGGAGGAGGAGUUGAUUACUUUUGCGACGGAGUUGGAGGGGGCGUUGGGGGCUGCUGAAGGGGGAGGAGGAGGAGGAGGAGGAGGAGGAGGAGGUACCAAGGUUCCUCGGUGGGGAGGGGGCGUUGUGGGAGGAUAUUAUCGAGUUGACCAAAAAGGCAAGUACCGCUUGAUAUCUGAACAAUAA
Molecule: messenger RNA, 1902 nt
Organism: Aspergillus aculeatus ATCC 16872
Lineage: Eukaryota; Fungi; Ascomycota; Eurotiomycetes; Eurotiales; Aspergillaceae
Product: amidase
Exons: 3
Coding region: 1-1902 (633 amino acids)
Molecular function (GO): catalytic activity
Source: RefSeq, a predicted model, not a curated record